AUGCAUGCUGACUCCAAGCGGCCUACUGUUGAAUAUAUUGAUUCGAUUAUUUCCGCUGAGAUUCCGAACAUCAAUGAAGAUCCAGAAUUGUAUUCACUUGUGAGUGAAUUCAUGAUACAUGGGCCUUGUGGAGCUGAAAAUAUGAAUUGCCCAUGCAUGGUUGACAAACAAUGUUCGAAAAAUUUUCCAAACCAAUUCUCUAAUCAUUCUUCAGUUGAUGCCAACGGUUAUCCCUUAUAUAUGAGAAGAAACAAUGGAUAUUUUGUCGAAAAAUCUGGUGUCAAGUUAGACAACAGAAAUGUUGUUCCAUAUAACAAAUAUCUGUUGAAAACAUAUCAUGCACACAUUCAUGUUGAAUGGUGCAAUCAAAGAUCUUCCAUAAAGUAUCUAUUUAAAUAUAUAAAUAAGGGUCCAAAUAGAGCUACAAUUGCUGUUGUACAAGGCAACAACGAUUCUGAUCACGACGAUGUUGUAGAUGAAAUAAAAGAUUAUUAUGCUUGUAGAUAUCUAUCUGCAUGUGAGGCAUCAUGGCGAAUAUUCGGAUACGAUGUUCAUUACCGAUAUCCUUCUGUGAUUCGACUACCUUUUCAUCUUCCUGAUCAACAACAAGUCAUAUAUGUUGCAGACGAUGAUAUUGACAAUGUUCUUGAACAACCUUCAGUUGCUGCUUCUAUGUUCACAUCUUGGAUGGAAUGUAAUAAAAUUAAUAAAGAUGCAUGA
Messenger RNA from Lactuca virosa, 720 nucleotides. NCBI's taxonomy places the organism in Eukaryota, Viridiplantae, Streptophyta, Magnoliopsida, Asterales, Asteraceae. The record is from the annotation of a GenBank genome assembly.